Messenger RNA from Geodia barretti, 573 nucleotides. The record is from the annotation of a GenBank genome assembly. Lineage: Eukaryota; Metazoa; Porifera; Demospongiae; Tetractinellida; Geodiidae.
AUAGCGGAAAUCGUCGUUCCCGGUUUUCGCGUGCUAUUGAAACCCCGGACCGGGGAACACCGGAAGACCCGGUUCGACUUGGCGUUGGUGGACUUGGGUUUUACCCUGUCGUCCGCCGAUGCCCGGCUGCCCAAUGGUUUGGUGGCCGAGGCCCUUGAGUUGGGAGGCUUAGGCCAGUUCGCCGAAUACUCCAAGGUCAAUCGUGAAGUGCCGUUCGGCGAAAGCCGCUUGGACUUGAUGUUGGAUGGGUCGAACGGGCGGUGUUACAUUGAAACCAAGUCGGUUACCCUGGUGGUCGAUGGAGUAGGCUUGUUCCCCGAUGCCCCUACCGAGCGCGGCGCCAAACAUAUGAGAAGUUUGGACCAAGCCGUUGCGGAAGGACACCGCGCCGCUGUGGUGUUCGUGGUGCAACGGUCGGACGCGGUGGCCUUCGCUCCCCACGAAACAGCCGAUCCCAACUUUUGCUCGGCCUUGCGCCAUUCCCUGUCAUGCGGAGUCGAGGUCUUCGCCUACAAUUGCCGCGUUUCGGAACAGUCCAUCGAACUGGAUUCCCCAUUGCCGGUACGCUUGUGA